Anopheles marshallii is the source of this 3606-nucleotide messenger RNA. Its product is annotated as fibrillin-2-like. NCBI's taxonomy places the organism in Eukaryota, Metazoa, Arthropoda, Insecta, Diptera, Culicidae. Bases 1 to 3606 code for a protein of 1201 amino acids. The transcript is spliced from 7 exons. The record is from RefSeq and is a predicted model, not a curated record.
AUGGAGCAACUUUCGAAUGCCAUUUCCAGGCGGAGCUCUUUGUCGGUGAUUCUUUGCUCUUGGUGUUUGGUUUCGGUGUUUUCCCUGUUGAUAGUUCCAUCAGUAGAGGCCGUUGAAAAGUUGUGCUAUGAAGAGGAAAAAGUGCCUAAGUUGAUGGAAAAUAAAAGCCAACUCAUUAGGUACGGCGAAGGAACGUACUACUGCAUGUUUAGCGAGUAUUCAAUGCGCAUUCCAAUCAUGGUGGAUGAUUUAAGUUGUUCGAUAGGUUACGAUGUGCGCAAGAAAAGAACCUGUUGCGAAGGUUACCAUGCAGUCGGGGAAGAGUGUUUGCCAUCGUGUCGGUUGAAGUGCAUCUUUGGAGAGUGUGUUGCACCUGAUACGUGUGAUUGUUACAGUGGCUAUAAGAAAGUUAACGACCACCGCUGCGAACCAAUUUGUGAAGUAGUUUGUGAAAACGGUCAAUGUGUUGCCCCGAAUGUGUGCCUUUGCGAUGCGGGCUUCGAGCGAGAUGUAGCUAGUGGAUCAUGUCGCCGGAAGUGUGAUCGUACGUGUCGAUUCGGUCGAUGUAUCGAUGAUGUCUGCGAGUGUGACGAGGGCUACCGGCCGGAUCCUAACGAUGGAAACGGUUGCGUUGCACACUGUACGGAAAAGUGUCAGCAUGGCGUUUGCGUGCUUCCCAAUCUGUGUCAGUGUGAGGCAGGAUUCACACUUUCAACGCAAUCAAAUUUCACCUGUGAACCGGUCUGUCCUGAAGGAUGUGCCAAUGGGAACUGUAUCCGACCGCAUCAGUGUGCGUGCCAUGAAGGAUAUGAGCUAGACGAUAGCAAUCGCUGCGUGCCGGUGUGUUUAAAAUCUUGCCAGGGUGGUCAAUGUAUUGCACCAGGAAAAUGUAGCUGUGGCGAAGGAUAUAGUCCAUCAGAGAACGAUGAGUCGGUCUGCAUUCCAAGCUGUUCCGAAUCUUGCAUCAAUGGAGACUGCGUGGCGCCAAACACUUGUCUAUGCCAUAGGAACUUUCGUCCACAGGAUGACAAAUCGUCUAACGUUUGCGUUCCUGAAUGUCGCAACGGAUGUGUGAACGGGUUGUGUACCGGGGCUGGAGUUUGUGAAUGUGCCGAAGGGUUUCUGUACAACGAAAUGAUUGGUUUUUGUGAACCAUUCUGUAACCAGCCCUGUGAUAAUGGUGUCUGUAUCGGCGGGAAUCAAUGCCAAUGUCGGGAAGGUUAUCAGUUGGAUCUGAAGAUGGUCAGCAAAUGUGUGCCACAGUGUUCGAAACCAUGUGUGCAUGGAAUUUGCGUAGCCCCGGAUGUUUGUGAUUGUAAAAAAGGCUACGUCAAGAGUGAAAAUAGCAGGAAUGUCUGUGAACCGAAAUGCUCGAAAGGUUGCUCCAAUGGACGAUGCGUUGCGCCGGAUCACUGUGAAUGCCUUAGAGGUUAUAUUGCAACUACAAGCUCAAUAAAUUCAAAAUCUUCGAUAUGUACGCCAUACUGCAAGAACAAAUGUGUCAACGCUUACUGCAUCCGGCCGAACGUGUGUCAAUGUCUGGCCGGGCAUCGUUUUGUAGAGAACAGUACGAGUGUAUGCGAACCGAUCUGCGAGGAUAGCUUGGUGGACUGCACUAAUGGUCGCUGUACGCAACCCAACGUUUGUGAGUGUAACGAGGGUUACACACUUGCCAUCCGCAAUGGUCGAAUGUUGUGCGAACCGGUAACUUGCCGGGAACAGUGCGUCAACGGUUACUGUGUCGAGGAGGGCCGUUGCGAAUGCCAUCCGGGAUAUCGUCCCUCGCAACAAUUUCAUGCGAUUUGUGAACCUACUUGCGAGGAUGGUUGUGAGAAUGGAGCCUGUAUAGCACCGAACACCUGUGUGUGUAAUGCGGGAUUCGUACGACCUCCUGGAGCUGAUCGUUGCGAGGCAAGCUGUGAUCCGAAUGUGGUGGACUGCUAUAACGGAGUUUGUCUCGGUUCGAAUCAAUGCCAGUGUCUGGAGGGGUACUAUUUGCGCGUUCCAUUGAACGGUAGAGCAGCUGAAUGUGCACCGGUAUGUAGCAAUGGAUGUGCUAAUGGACGCUGUCUAGCACCGAACGAGUGUCUGUGCAACGAUGGUUACGAGUAUCAGGAAGAAUCCGACCAAUGUGAGCCUGUCUGCGCGCCUGGUUGUGUGAAUGGAAUUUGCAUUGCACCUAAUGUAUGCCAAUGUCUGGAAGGAUAUACCCCAUUAGAAGACCCUGCGUCAUUGGAAGAGUCACGUUUUGAGUGUACCCCAUACUGCGAUCCGAUCGUAAUGAAUUGCACUUUCGGCAUCUGUGGUGGUCCUAAUUCUUGUCGAUGCUUUGACGAUUUCUACUCCACCACUGAUUCGCUUGGUAGACAAACGUGCGAACUCGUCCCAGAACCGGUCGAAUGUGGUAAGGACGUCAUCAUCUAUGAGGUGGAAAAUGGAAAUGGAUGUGUCUGUGAGGAGCCAAAAGAUUGCCCUUCUUUGAGCUGUCCCGAGAUCAAGUCUUCCGUUUGUAAUGUAACGUGUCCUGCAUCUCCGUCACCUCCAACUCAAUGUCCAAAAGUUGCAUGUCCCACGGUUCCUCCAUCCAAACAAACUACUAAACCACCAGAAGUCUUUCCGGUAACUUGCCCACCGAUUCCGUCCUGCCCGGUUGCGGUAUGCCCAACUGAAGCACCGCAGGAAUGUCCAACGACCCCAGCUCCUGAACCUAUCUGUAAUGAACUGUACGUGCAGUGUGUGAACGGUGAUUGCGUCGAAAAUAAUGUUUGCGCUUGCCACGAAGGCUACCAGUUGGCAAUUGGUCCUGAAUCGAUAGUGUACUGUCAGCCUGCGUGUAGUGGUGACCUCACCAACGGUAUCUGCACCGCACCGGAUGUAUGGGUCUGUCUACCCGGAUUCGUCGAAACUUUUGACGGUCAAUGUGAACCGUACUGCGAGGAACCUUGCGGGAAGGGAUCGUAUUGUGCGCAGCCCAACGUUUGCGUAUGUCAGAAAGGAUUGAUCGCCGAUGGGAAUGGCAACUGUGAACAUCCAUGCCUGCCAGUAUGUGUAAAUGGAGAGUGCAUUGAAGGACGAUGCUUCUGUGAGCCGGGAACCGUACUUCGGCAUGGACACGUGUGCAUUGAGGCACAGGCGGAAGUAGAGGAUGUUUUCAUUCGAAGCCGCUUUGCUGAUCAAGAUGAUGACGAUGAGGAGGAGGAAGAAGAUGAUGAUGACGAACGGGAGGAGGGUAUCGAAGAACCUUUGAACUGUCCGGAUGGAUUCCGAUCGGUACCGGCAACAGGUGAAUGUAUCUGCGACUCUGGAACUAUUGCUGCGGAUGGCACGUGUAUCCGUAUGAGCACGAUUAAUGAGGUGAAACUGCUUGAUCUGGCCAUGCAGCGGAUGGUAGUGGAACGGGAACAGAUAGCCGAGCCAACCAACGAAAGCAUCACACAGCCAGCAUCAAUUGAGACGACCGAGUCAAACCUUCUAUCAGCAAUUGAUAGUGAUCAGUGGAUCAUUAUAGCAGCAAUCAUCUGUGCAACAAUUUUGAUCGUUACCGCGUUCGUUUUGGUAUGGAAGUACUGCACAAAGCGAAACUCGAUCGAAACAGACAUACAUUAG